Messenger RNA from Closterium sp. Naga37s-1, 4872 nucleotides. The record is from the annotation of a GenBank genome assembly. NCBI's taxonomy places the organism in Eukaryota, Viridiplantae, Streptophyta, Zygnematophyceae, Desmidiales, Closteriaceae.
AUGGCGGGGUCAUUCGACGAUCCGGAUUUAGCGGUGGAGGACUACAUUCCCAAAGACAAAGCAGACAUGCAGCUGAUGCGCGAGCGGUGGUCCAAGCUGCUGCUGGGAGACGAUCCCUCCGGAGGGGCCAAAGGGUGCGGCCCUGCACUAGCCAUGGCCAACGCCAUCACCAGCGUCUCAGCAUCCAUCUUCGGGGAUGGGCUGCGGCUGCGGCCGCUACCAGAGGAGGACGAGCGCAAGUGGCGGAGGGAGAUGGGCAUCAUGGUGUCGGUGUGCCGCCACAUCGUGGAGCUGGCACCUGCUUGGACCACUCGCCCUGAUGGCAGCAGAUUCGAGGUGAGGAGGGGUGUAUCGCAGGGGCAGGGUGAGGAACAGGGGCAGGGUGAGGAACAGGGGCAGGGUGAGGAACAGGGGCAGGGUGAGGAACAGGGGCAGGGUGAGGAACAGGGGCAGGGUGAGGAACAGGGUCAGGGUCAGGAAAAGGGGCAGGGUCAGGGACUGGGGCAGGUUGGUAAUGCGUCGGAGUGUCCGAGCGGACCUUCGGAUUCAGCUGCCGGCACUCAGCCAACUCGAUACCAUGCUGCUGGUAAUGCCCACCUGCUGCUGCACAGCCAAUCAGACGAGUACUACUAUGGGUGUGCUCGUGCUUAUUGUCCUGCUCUCAUACUACUCCCUCCUUCAACACCCCCCCCCUCCCCCCUCCCUUUCCCCUUUUUUCCCUCACCUUCAUCCACACUUUCCCUGGAGCAGACUAUUCUCCUCCAGCACAGCCAAUCAGACGAGCACUACCACAAGGGUGCUCGUGCUUGCUCUCAUGCUCAUACUACUCCCAUUCACUUAUCCUCUCUUUCCCCCUCACCUUCCUCCGCACUUCUUCCCCCCAAUCAGACCAUUCUGCAGCACAGCCAAUCAGACGAGUGCUACUACAAGGACGAGCUGCCAGGUGGCGACCUAACACAGGAGGACGGCAAGGAGGAGGAUGAGGGGGAGGAGGAGGAGUACUACCACGAGGACGAGUACUAUUACGAGGACGAGCUGCCAGGUGGCGACCUAACACAGGAGGACGGCGAGGAGGACGAGGAGGACGGGGAGGAGGAAGUGGAGGUUGAGGAGACAUUGCGUGGCGACGAUGACGAGGAGGAUGAUGACAGGGAGAGCUUCGGGGCGGGCAGCACGGGCGGCAGCAGCAGCGGCCUGGGCGGCAUGGGAGGGUCGGCAGGGGAUCUGUACGGCGCGCCGGACCGGCCAAUCAGGCGCAGCGCCACGGCUCCCUCGGAGCGGCCUGCGACUCAUGCCGGGCCGUAUGGGUCUGGAGGGAUGAGCGGGCGGUUGGGAGGAGUGGGUGGGGACGGUGGGGAGAGGGGAGGUGGGGGUAGGACAGGUGUGAGCCAUGGUUCGGCGCAUGGUUCGGGGCAAGGUUCGUCGGUUCACGGAUCGUCCACGCGAGGGUCUUCAGCAGACGAGGAGGAGGAGUUUGCAGACGACGAAGGGCAAUACAGCCAGGGAGGGGACUUUGAACACAGGGGCGCAUUGCAUGCAGGGAAUACAGGAGACACAGGAGGGUCAGGAGGCUCAGGAGACGUAGGAGACGGAGGGGGCAGGGGCUCAGGGCACUACAGACGGCUCUCCUCUCCUGUGUUUGAGGCGGAGAGGCGGGGUAGUGAAGAGGAUUUGCUGCAGCAGCGGGGCGGAGGAGGGGAAGCAGGAGGUGAGGGCGAGGAUGCAUGCAGCAGUGGGAGUAACACGGGGAGCAACGGAGGGAGUCAAGCAGGGAGCAGAGGCGGGUUGAGCCCGAACCCGGGGUCAUCCUCCUGGGGGUUACACCAGCGGUCGAGCAGCGCAGCUGUUCCUUCUGCUUCUGCUGCUUCUUCAGGUGCAGGUGUUCCUUCAGGUGCUUCUCCAGGGUCAGGGGGUAAGAGGCGGGUAUCGUCGCGCUCCUCCAGCUUCAGCUACGACUUUACGACGCUUCUAGGAGGGGGAAGGAGCCGUGGCGGUGGCGGAUCCGUGACUGCUGCUGGAGGAGGGGCAGCGUCAGGGGCAGGGCUAGGGGCAGGGGGGGGUAUUCCUUCUGGUGGCAGCGGAAUUAUGCGGGGACUGAAACGAAGCGUGACUGACGUGAGGGACAAGAGAUUCAUCCCAGAGGGCAUGGGCGGGGGAUCCAUGGGAGGCAUGGGAGGAAUGGGAGGAGCAGGAGUGGGAGGAGGUGGAGGAGGAGAGGGGGCGGGCGGGGGGCGGCAGGUGUGGCGGUGGAAGAUGAAGCCGCGGGUGCGGGGACUGUUGGGGGAGGCGUUGGUGCGGUGGCUGGAGCAGCAGAUGGAGAAGACGAGUCAGAUCAUGAAGCUCGCCAUGACCAUCAACCAGCAGGUCCUCCAGGACAUGCAGGUCCCUGACGCCUUCGUGCAGCGCCUCCCCAAGGUACGGCCUCUCCAAGGUAGGGCCUCUCCAAGGCCUCCCAUCGCCAUGACCAUCAACCAGCAGGUUCUGCAAGACAUGCAAGUCCCCGACGCCUUCGUGCAACGCCUCCCCAAGAACGUGAGGGCAGUGGUGGGCGACAGGGUGGUGUAUGCAGCCCUUCACGCCUACCCCUUCACGGACGACAAGCUGCUGUCCAGAGUGGACCUGUCCAAUCAGAAGGCCGCUCUCACGCUCUUCCCUUGCUCUCCACUUGCUCCCCUCCCACCCGUCUGUGCUUCCAUACCCAGAACGGCAGUGGUGGGCGACAGAGUAUAUGCGGCGCUGCAUGCCAACCCCUUCACGGACGAUAAGCGUCCAGUGGACCUCUCCAACCAGAAGGCCGCUCUCACGCUCUUCCCUUGCUCCCCACCCAUUCCUUGCUCCUCAGCCAUUCCCUCGCCCCAUCCAUUCCGUUUCCACCAUUCCAUCGCUCUCCAUCUGUUCCCUUCCCACCAGAACGUGAGGGCAGUGGUGGGGGACAGAGUAUACGCAGCCCUGCACGCCAAUCCCUUCACAGAUGACAAGCUGUUGUCAACGGUGGACCUGUCCAAUCAGAAGGCGGCUCUCAAGCUGUUCCCUUGCUCUCCACCUGUUGCCUUUCCACCCUUCCCUCUCCUUUCAUACCUCAGAACGGCGGUGGUGGGAGACAGAGUGUAUGCGGCCCUGCACGCCAACCCCUUCACAGAUGACAAGCUGCUGUCAACGGUGGACCUGUCCAGUCAGAAGGCGGCUCUCAAGCUCGCCUGCAAGCUCGAGGCUGCCGAGCAGAUCUGGAUGCGCCAGCUCGCACUUGCAAGGGAGCCCCAGCUGAGCCACACGCUGGGCGGCAGUUAUUUGUCCACUAGCAGCCGGGACGUGGUGCGAUUGGAGGAGAGCCUCCAGCGCGUCUCCUCCUGCCUCGCUGCCAUCCGCCGCAGAUGGCCCGACCUGCCGCAGACCACUCUGGACCUGGCCAAGAUCGCAUUCAAUGGGGACAUCAGCAAGGCGGUCCUAGAGAUCUACUCACGAGUCCUUGAAGGCGCUGCCUCCAACAUCCGGUCGCGCAUCCGAGACGACAUUGGCAAGGAGGUCCUGGAGAGCUACUCAUGCGUGCUUGAAGGUGCUGCCUCCAACAUCCGCUCGCGCAUCCGAGACGUGCUGCACGCCAACUACCUCUUCCUCGACCCAUACCGUUCAUCCCAUGCAUCCACCCACCUUAACCCUGCUGCACCUCCCCAUUCCCCGCUACCUACCGCCUCUCCUCCCCCGUGCUCCCUACAGGACAUCGGCAAGGCGGUAUUAGAGAGCUAUUCACGGGUGCUGGAGGGAGCUGCCUCCAACAUCCGCUCGCGCAUCCGAGACGUGCUGCACGCCAACUACCUCUUCCUCAACCCGCAGCAGUUCGUGGACCUGCCCUGCGACCCGCACCCGCAGGGCCUGCGCCACCCCACCUUCAGCGUGCUCAUGCCCGAAACCGUCUUUGACGCCGUCUCCAUGUCCAGUGACAACAGCGAGUCUACUAACGGCAGCGUCCGCUCGUUUGAUUCUAGUCGUAGCGGCGGGAGCGCACGGUCGGGGAAAGGUGCGCGGGGCGGAGGGGGUGGAGGAGCGGGAGGAGGGGAUGGAGGAGGCGGGCUGGGUGCGGCGGUGGGAGUGGGGAUGGCGCCGGCAGGGCCGGGGUAUCCGGGUUCCGGGGUGCUGGGGAAGGCGUCGGCCAAGUGGGAUAUGCGCCCGCCUCGCAGCCCUGAGCUGCGCAGCCCGCUCAUUUCAGGCGCCAUGGGCCGGCUUUCUGUCGGCGGCGGUGCGGUGUCCGGUGGGGGAGGUGGGUCUGGGGGAAGCUCACCCUCCGCCAGUCCCAGCCGAGCCAUGGGAGACAGGUUUCUCAGGCGCACAGGGUCGCUGCAGCCUAGGGGAAAGCGGGGAAACCGGGCGCUGGGGAGGAGUCAGAGCGGAGGGAUGGCGGAUGAGGUGAUAGCUUCUCUCCUUCUCGCCGCAUCUGCCGGCGCGCUGCUCGCGGAUUGGUCCGUUCUCCCCGCGGCGCAAGCGCUGCCGUUCUUGCUCCCGCCUGCCGGCUUCCGUCUGUACGUGGAUCGGCUCGACGGCUACUCGUUCUUCUACCCCGACUCGUGGGUAGAGGUGCGGGGAUCCGGGCAGGACUGUUUCUUCCGCAGCUCGUUCAACCUCGACGAGAACGUGAGCGUCGAGGUGUCGUCGCCCUCGUCGUCGCGAUUCGCGUCCGUGCGGGACCUGGGAGCCCCCCAGGCAGCAGGGGAGCGAGUAGAGAAGCAGCUUCUAACGGAGUUCAUGUCCACACGCCUGGGCGUGCGGCGCGAGGCCUCCCUCAUCUCCUCCGCCAAUCGCAUCGUGCCAGCUGGCACGGGGAGGAGAGGCGCCGGGGAGCAGGAGGAGGACGCGGAGUACUAUGACGUGGAGCUGAAC